GCAUCCAUUUUGAAUCCUUUUCCUUCAAGGAAAACGUGAGGGUUGUGAACGUGGCAGAUUCGAAAAAUAUCCCAAAUUACUGGAAUUUUCUUAUAUUUAUGUUUAGGAAAACUCGAUAAUAAACCGAAGAGAUGGCUCGAUACGGUCAGAGACCGGAAAAUGCUCUUAAAAGGGCUAAUGAAUUCAUUGGAGUUGGAAAGCCGGCUAGAGCUUUGGAUACUUUACAAGAAGUGUUCAGGAAUAAGAAAUGGGCGUACAAUUGGUCAGAGUCGGUUUUGGAACCGAUUAUGUUCAGAUAUUUGGAACUAUGUGUGGAUCUCAAAAAGUCACAUAUAGCGAAAGAAGGUCUCUUCCAAUACAGGAACUUAUUUCAGUCCGUAAAUGUCGGCUCCUUGGAAAAUGUCAUUCGGGGCUACUUGCGUAUGGCCGAAGAAAGAACUGAAAAUGCUAGGGAGCAGUCAGCACAAGCUGUCAUUGAUAUCGAUGACUUGGAUAACUUAGCUACACCAGAAAGUAUACUGUUGAGUGCUGUUUCUGGUGAAGAUGCCCAAGAUCGUUCAGAUCGAACCAUUUUGACACCAUGGGUUAAAUUUUUAUGGGAAUCUUAUUGCCAAUGUCUGGAGUUGCUAAGAACAAAUGCUCAUGUGGAAAAUUUAUACCACGAUAUUGCAAGGAUGGCUUUUCAAUUUUGCCUUAAAUACAAUAGAAAAACUGAGUUUAGAAAGUUAUGUGAUAAGCUAAGGAAGCAUUUAGAUGAUAUUUGUAAACUACCUACUCAGGUCUCAAACGUCAGCAUUUCAAAACCAGAGACUCAGCAAUUAAACUUGGAAACAAGACUGCAUCAGUUGGAUUACGCUAUUCAGAUGGAAUUAUGGCAGGAAGCAUAUAAAGCUAUAGAGGAUAUCCAUAAUCUGAUGAACAUUUCUAAGAAGAUGCCAGUACCGAAAACAAUGGCUAAUUACUAUCAAAAAUUGGCAAUGGUUUUCUGGAAAGCUGGAAAUUACCUCUUUCAUGCUGCUGCAUUGAUCAAACUCUUCCAAUUAUCGAAGGAAAUGAAGAAAAAUAUCACUCCUGAAGAAUUGCAAAGGAUGGCAUGCAGAGUUCUCUUAGCUACAUUAUCGAUACCCCUUCCAUCAGCGCACCCUGAAUUUGAUAGAUUUAUCGAAACUGAUAAGUCACCUCUAGAAAAAGCUCAGAAAUUGGGUGUUUUACUUGGACUCUUCCAACCCCCUACCAGGGCAAGCUUGUUGAAAGAUUUAGUUCGCGUGAAUGUUGUUGCCCUUGCUACUACCCAACUUCAAGAUCUUUACAAUUGGUUAGAGGUGGAGUUCCAUCCUUUACUUCUUUGCACAAGAGUGCAGACUGUGAUCAAAUCCAUAUCGCAAGAAGAAAACACACAACUGCAGCAGUACAUCCAACCAUUGCAAGACGUUACUUUGGUGAGGCUAGUGAGACAAGUAGCCCAGGUUUAUCAGACGAUUGAAUUUGAUCGUUUGAUUGAACUGUCAAAAUUCAGCAACGCUUUCCACAUGGAGAGAUUGCUGGUUAAUUGCGUGCGUUACAACGAUAUGCAGAUUCGUAUCGAUCACGGCAAGAGAUGUGUCCACUUCGGUAUAGAUCUCAGCGAGAGUCAGCGUGAGGAGAAACCUGAAGGGCCAACACUCCAAGUUAUGCCCAGUGAACAGAUAAGAAACCAGUUGGUCAACAUGUCUAUCGUUCUUCACCAAGCCAUGGGCGUCAUCAAUCCUGAACGCAAGAAAAGCGAGAGAGAUCACAUGCGCAGUAUUAUGGUACAGAAUUACCAUGAAAAUAAGGUCAGACAGCACCAGAAGAUCUUGCAACGUCAUAAGAUCAUCGAAGAUCGCAAGGAAUACAUAGAACGUCUGAACACCGUAAGGGAGGAAGAGGAACAACGUAGAUUAGAGGAGAUUCAGAGGCAGAAUCAAUUGGCCGAGAAGAAACGUUUGGAACUCGAAAGGGAGGAGAGAGAGAAGAAACGGGCCAUGAAUGAGUACCAACAAAUUAAAGACAGACAUUUGAAGGAAAAGCUGAUGCAAAUCAGUCAAACCGGUCAUGGACAGAAGAUGCUUAAGAAAAUGGACGAAGAGGAUAUCAAGAAAUUGGAUGCUGAUCAAAUUGCGGCCAAAGAGGCCGAAGAACUUCAGAAGGAGAGACGAGAAUUGCAGGCCAAAUUGAAGUCUCAGGAGAAAAAGGUGGAUUACUUCGAGAGGGCCAAACGUCUAGAAGAAAUACCCUUGCUGCUGGCUUCUAUAAAAGAGAAGCAACACCAAGAUCAGAGUUUCUGGCAACAACAAGAGAAAGAGAGGGUUGCUUUGGCUAUCGAGGAAAGGAAAUUGGCCGUGGAGACCAGAGACAGACUUGCCAGAAUGAAACCUGACAAGGAUGCCUUCCUAGAAAAACUGAAGAAGGAGAGAAACAUCGUGUACGAGGAUAAACUGAAGGAGUUCGAGACCAUGCUGGCUCAAGAACGCAAGAAGCGUCUCCAGAAGAGGAAAGUGGAACGCAAAGAGGACAGACGUAUCCAGUGGCUGAAAGAGAAGGAAAAAUACGAACAGAAGAAACGGGAAGAACAGAGAAGGAAGGAGGAAGAGGAGCGACAGAGGUUGGAGGAGCUGGCUCGUAAAGAGCAAGAAGAAAGGGAAAAGUUGGAGAAGGCGGAGAAAACGAGGAAGAAGAAAGAGAUGGAGGAGAUGUUGGAAAGAACCGCCGCCAAGCAGAGGGCGCGUGAGGAGGAGAUUGAGAGGAAGUUGAGGGCCGAUCGGGAACAAUUGUCCCAGCAAGUCAAGGAAACGACCGAAACGAGUUCCUCAUGGAGACGUGGCGAUCCGAAACCGGCGUCUACUGAUUCGGGUGUUUACAGACCCAAAUUCACCAGAAGCGAAGAUGCCCCAUCCCGUUCAUCAGAAGCUCCAUCUUCUGGAUGGAGGAAUCAGAGAGGCCCGCCACCAAAGAGGUUGGAUGAUGGUAGGAGCGAGCCAAAACGCGAAGAACGCCCAAGGAGAGAUUUCCGCAGAACCGACGAUAAAGAGGAAGGAGGCCGGGGCAGUUUCCGUCGUUCAGACGACACCAAGGAGGAAGGGGGCCGCGGCGGCUUCCGAAGACCCGAAGACGGCAGGGACGAAGGAAGCCGCUCCGGCGGUUUCCGUCGAACCGACGAGAACAGGGAAGAUGGAGGAGGCCGAGGCGGUUUCCGAAGGACCGAAGACAGCAGGGAAGAGGGGGGCCGUGGGGGCGGCGGCGUAUGGAGAACCGGACCGCCCGACAGGCGCAGGGAGGAUAGGGAGCCCCGCGAUAGGGAUUUCCGCGACAGGGACGAAGGUCCGAAGGACGCGAGCUCCUGGAGGCACAACCGCAGGACGGACGACGACCAGGCGGCCCCAUCCGCUUAUCGCCCGCUCGGCAGGUCGAUGAACAGGGACAGAGACGGACCUAGGAACAACGGAGGGGAUGCGCCCCCCAAGGAACGCGAUAACUCCGAUUGGAGGAACGGCAGGAAGGCCGGUGGCGGCGAUGAUCAGACCAAGAGAAGCGGGCCUGAGGAAAAGGAGGCUCCUCCUAAAGAAAAAGCUCGUGAGCAACCAGAGAAGACGCAAGAAGAUGCAGAUGGUUGGUCCAGGGUGCAAAAACGUCGUUGAAAUUCAACUGAUAUUUAUCUCUAUUAUAUACCUAAUAUAUUCAUUCAAUGUUCAUUUUAUUAGGCGAAAAAUGGAAUUAUAAUUUUUUUUCAACGAUUUGAAUAAAACUUAUAAUUGUGAAUGCUUUUUGUGCAAAUCUGUAAAUUCUUGUGAUUUAAUGUUGGAAUGGGUAUUUUAAACAAUAAACUAUUAUGUACCAUGA
Molecule: messenger RNA, 3858 nt
Organism: Coccinella septempunctata (seven-spotted ladybird)
Lineage: Eukaryota; Metazoa; Arthropoda; Insecta; Coleoptera; Coccinellidae
Gene: eIF3a
Product: eukaryotic translation initiation factor 3 subunit A
Exons: 14
Coding region: 132-3656 (1174 amino acids)
Biological process (GO): translation reinitiation; formation of cytoplasmic translation initiation complex
Cellular component (GO): eukaryotic translation initiation factor 3 complex, eIF3e; eukaryotic translation initiation factor 3 complex, eIF3m; multi-eIF complex
Molecular function (GO): translation initiation factor activity; mRNA binding
Source: RefSeq, a predicted model, not a curated record